Messenger RNA from Talaromyces amestolkiae, 2052 nucleotides. RefSeq lists its product as uncharacterized. Gene Ontology annotation, molecular function: urea transmembrane transporter activity. The coding region runs from base 1 to 2052 and encodes 683 amino acids. Gene Ontology annotation, cellular component: plasma membrane. Lineage: Eukaryota; Fungi; Ascomycota; Eurotiomycetes; Eurotiales; Trichocomaceae. The transcript is spliced from 5 exons. Gene Ontology annotation, biological process: urea transmembrane transport. The record is from RefSeq and is a predicted model, not a curated record.
AUGGCGGCCCUGCUACCUCAGAGCGCUGGAUAUGCCACUAUCUUGGUGGGCGGCGCUUUUUUCGCUGCCCUGAUGAAUGCGUUCACAUGGGUCCAAAGGCGAUACACAAAUUUUGACCCGGGAAAGAUUGAGGAGUUCUCUUCAGCUUCGAGGUCUGUCAAGACCGGCAUGCUGUCGGUAGGUAUCACAUCUGCCUGGGUGUGGGCGGCGGUCUUCCUGCAAACCGGAACACUCACAUAUCUCUAUGGCGUUUCUAUACCCUGGUGGUUCGGUAUUGGAGGUUUCGUUGAGAUUGCGGCAUUUUCCUUCAUCUCUUCGAAAGUCAAGGUCAAUGCUGGUGGAGCUUCAACAUAUCUCCAGGUCGCCAAGGUACGCUUUGGUGUACUAGGCCACUGGGCAUACAUGUUCGCCGCCCUCGUCGCGAAUUUCGUAGUGGGAUGCGAAAUCCUCAUCGGCGGCGCCGGCGUGAUUACCGGAAUGACUGGAAUUAGCGAAUAUGCAGCAAUUUGGCUUUUACCGCUCGUUAUCGUUGCCUACGUCCUGACCGGUGGUCUUCGUGCCACUUUUAUAGCCGACUAUCUUCAUUGUUGUAUUCUCUAUUCGUGCCUUCUCGUCCUCAUUUUGGCAACCUACACUCGAGGCGAUGCUAUUGGCUCUCCAGGGAAGCUGUAUGACCUUCUACUCGAUGCGUCCAAGGCGGUUCCCGUGGCUGGAAACGGGCAUGAGUCUUAUCUCUCAUUUCGGAGUGAUGGUGGUAUGUACUAUGCGCUAACAGCUACUACCUCCUUUUUCGGCUUGUCGUUUUGUGACCAGUCAUACUGGCAACGAAGCAUUGCCGCCCGACCAGCGGGCACGAGCAAGGCCUUUAUUUUCGCUGGCUGUUUCUUUCUUUCGGUCGGUUUGGGAAUUGGGUCUUCGAUGGGGUUGUCCGCAAGGGCUCUGGUGUCGAAUCCCGCCUUUCCAGGCUAUCCCGAUGGGCUUUCCUUGACAGAGCUCAACGCAGGACUUGCUGGGCCGUACGCGAGUACAGUGAUCCUAGGAAAGGCGGGUCCAGCGAUGUACACCAUCAUCGCAUUUAUGGCAACUACUUCGGCGUUGUCUGCUCAGCUUGUGGCUGUCGCAACCAUUUUCUCUUAUGACAUCUACCGUGAAUAUAUUAGUCCAACAGCUACUAACUCCCAACUGAUGAGGGUUAACCAUGCUACCGUCAUUGGUUGGGCCGUCUUCCUUGCUGGCAUCAACACUGCCUUUGCAUACAUUGGUCUCGAUCUCAACUUUCUGUUCUACCUAAUGGCUGUUUGCACUUCCGGCAGUGUUUUUCCAAUUGGUCUUCUCAUGUGCUGGACCCGACUAAACAAGGCAGGCGCAGUAUUAGGCGUCACCGGCGGUUUGGUCAUCGGGAUGGUGGCCUGGCUAGUCACAGCAGUUACUACUCAGGGCUCCAUAUCUACCACGACACUGACUGAUAGCAAAGUCAUUCUUUCCGGCUCACUGUCAGCCCUGGGCACCGGCGCUAUUGUAUCUAUUGGGUUGUCGCUCAUCAAGCCUGCCUCCUUCGACUUUGAACUUACGCGAGCUAUUGGUCGAGGCUCUACAGUACCCGUCGAUGCAUCAUCCGCAUCAACAGACAAGGAACCACGAAUCAAUCAAAGCGCUUCCAAUAACUUAGAGAAAGAUCCCACUACCUAUGAGCCUGCACUACACUCGGUACAUGGUGGUGGUUCAACACCUGAGUCGGAGGCUCAGUACGCCUUGGAGGUAGUCAAACUUGAGCAGUCACAAACCAAAUUCCGUAUAAUAACUGGUUUCUUACUGCUCAUCAUCCUUGUCCUCAUCCCGGCUCCGCUUGCUGGCACGGCUGUCGUCUAUCCAAAGGGUCUCUUUAUUCUGCAAUGCGUGGCAGCAGCGACUUUUGCAUUCGUCAGUCUUAUACUAAUAGUCUUUUGGCCUUUGGUCGAGUCACACAAGGAACUCGCCGCGAUAUUCAAUCGGAUUGCUCACAACAAGCGACUUGAUAAAGGAGUUGAGCAACCUCUAGAUCAUAGUCCAUGA